Molecule: messenger RNA, 1727 nt
Organism: Mytilus californianus (California mussel)
Lineage: Eukaryota; Metazoa; Mollusca; Bivalvia; Mytilida; Mytilidae
Exons: 5
Coding region: 111-1655 (514 amino acids)
Source: RefSeq, a predicted model, not a curated record
UCAAUUAAGAAUGCUAUCCAGCUAAGUCUUAAUGUUAAAUCAUCGAUUACGUUUCCAAUCAGGAAGAAUUUGGUUUUGGAUGUGUAAAGAUAAAACCUAAGUACUGUAUUAUGUUUUCACGUAUAUUUGGACCCUCAAACACGAAGCAAGAAAAAAGCACGAUAAAGAGAGGAAAAAGUCCAGAACGACCAUCACCACCACCCACCACCAGGAAUGAUGAGCAUUUAGACGAUCCAAAAGUUUUGAAUGAUUUUUUGUAUUACGUUGAAGGACACGGUGUUGUAGUUUUAGGACAAGGGAUCAGAUUACGGACAGAACCAGAACUUUCAGCACCAUUUAAAUGUUUCAAAGUGGAAAAUUGGACGUCUGAGGAAAGAAAUACCUAUCUCAAUGAUGUAAGUCUUCCAAAUCAUAUCACGCUGGUGACGGACAUCUAUAGACUGGUAAGCCAAUCGGAUACACCCGGUUUAGAAGAAUUGACUGAUCCAUCAGAAACUAAACGUUGUAAAGAAAACCAGUGCGUAUUUUCUGUCCGUGAUAAAUAUAAGAAGAAAGUGUACCUUCAAGUUCCGGUAUACCAUUCGUUCGUAAAGGACAGCGACAUAAACGAUUACUGGGCGCUUAUUGAAGAUGGAGAGAACAAAUGGAAGGAGGUGCCAGCAUAUGUAAAGUUUGACUUCAUUGAAUUUCCAUGCUGUCGAAUGAAUAGCUUUUUGAUUGUGGCCCGUCCAAAAAAAUUUAAACAUGACGUAAAGUCAGAGGGGUCUGUGAUAAGAACAGGAGGAGACGAUUGCAUGACUGUUAACUUUAUAAAAGGCUGUAUAGAUGUAGAACUGAAAAUAGAGUAUAUGGUACAAAGACCUAUUGGAAAACUUGAGAGCAAAGACAUUUACUCUAAGACAUUGGUCGAAGCCGUAAGCCACAAAAUAACAUUAGAUUUCAACAAGUCGCAACUGAAAGGACCCAUCAGUGUAUCUGCAAGACUAAACAGCGAUACGAAAAGUAGCCAAGAGCCAGUUGGUUCAGAUAAUCCAAACGUGAAAAUGAUUGUUUUCAAUAAGAGUGAAAUCGUAGUUCUGCCAACAUGUAAAAAAACUGACACAAAGGAAUAUACUGGUCAUAUACGGGACUCUGAUGGUGUGCUGUUUGCAAGAAUUAAACCAAAUCAGCACGAUCAAAAGAAAUUAACGACGAUAUUGACGGACGAAUUAGAAGCAUUUUAUGGUAACCGCAUGCUGUGUAACGUCUUGGUGUUUUUUCAAAAGAAAACGGACAAAACUAUUUAUUUCAUUGCUGAAUGUUGCUUGAAACAACGUGUAGAUUCUGUACUUUUAAAGCAGAAAGAACUUAAUAACAGUUUGGCAUACAGAUCGGGAGAUAUGUUUUUGCCUUCACAUCAGCGGAUUCGAAUUCGCCCGGAGGGAUGUUUAAAACUGAAAAAGUGUGACGGGCGUCAUCCCUUUCUGUAUUUUAUGUAUACUGCCAGGGAUAAUUUUACAUCUUUUUCAGUUGAGUUCAUUGGAAGGCUAGGAAUUGCAAUGAAUGCUGUUUUAGAAUUUUCUGCUGAUAAUCAUAGGCGAGGAAAUAUUACCAGAGCAGACUUCAAUAUCAAUCAUCUUCUGCUUCCAAGAUACUUAGAAACAAAUAAAAACUAAAGAGAAUGUGGUUGCCCUAUAUAUAUUAUUGUAUGAGAAUAAUAUAUUCAAACAUUAAAAUAGUGAACCUAA